AUUUUAUAUAGUGCACAUAAUGUGCAACUAGCAACACUCACUUGUUCUUAUAAUGGUCCCUCCUUCCACCAAUACCAUACAUAACAACUUUGUCUUUCCCCCAUUAAAGUCUAUUAUUCUGCUUUUUUUCUCACCAUUUUUCUUCUCUAGAAUUAAUUAAGAAGCGUGUUUUACAUUAUUAACACAAAAAAUGUGUACUCUAUGUUAACAAGUUUAAUAGAAUAAAGCAACAAAACUUUCAUUUGUUGUAUCAAAUUUCUCCUAGACAAAAAAAAAAGGUGUUAAGAUGAUACAUAAUAAAUCAGAAUCAGAUGUUACAAGUUUAGCUCCAUCAUCACCUUCAAGAUCACCAAAAAGGCCAAUUUACUACGUGCAAAGUCCAUCAAGAGACUCACAUGAUGAGGGAGAUAAGUCUACUUCAUUGCACGCUACUCCUAUGUACAAUAGUCCUACGGAGUCUCCUUCACAUCCUUCUAUGGGUAGGCACUCGAGGAACUCGUCUGCUAGCCGGUUUUCGGGGAUUUUCCGGUCUUCGUCGGGUCGGAAAGGUAGUCGGAGAAGGAAUGAGAAAGGAUGGCCUGAGUGUAAUGUGAUACUUGAAGAAGGUAACUACGACGAUGAGAAAGGGUUGUCAAGAAGAAUUCAGGCCUUAAUUGGGUUGCUUAGCUUUGUGGUUUUGUUCACUUUGUUUUGCUUGAUUAUUUGGGGAGCUAGUAGACCUUUCAAAACUCAAGUCACUUUGAAGAGCUUGGCAGUUCAUAACUUGUAUGUGUCGGAGGCUACGGAUUUCUCAGGGGUACCCACAAAAGUAAUGACAUUUAAUGGUUCAUUGAAGCUUGGCAUUCAUAAUCCUGCUACAUUUUUCGGCAUUCAUGUUAGCUCAACUCCCAUUACUCUUCUUUACUCCGAGAUUGCUGUUGCUACCGGUCAGUUGAGGAAACACUAUCAACCAAGAAAAAGUCGGAGCACUACUUCAAUAAUAGUGAAUGGAGAUAAGGUUCCAUUGUAUGGAGCUGCAUCAAACUUAGACGUAUCCAGUCAACGUAGUGGCCAAGUUCCAUUCUUGCUAGAAAUGGAGGUUCAUUCGAGGGGAGACGUCGUAGGAAAGCUCGUAAGAACAAGGCAUCGUUUGCACGUAUUCUGCAAUGUUACAGUCGACUACUUAAGCACCAAGCCUAUCAAAUUUCGGAAGAAUACUUGCUCAUAUUAUUGAAUCUAAUCUUGUUUGUUUUUUGCUAAUUUAAGAGUAGUGUGACAUUGUUUAUGGAAGUGUAUGUAAGGAUACUUGUAGAUAUGCUUGUAUUUUACGCUUGUUUUUGUUGGGUUUCCUUCUAAAUUUUCUUGUUUAAGUGUAAUUUAAUUAGAGAUGCACUUUUGCUAUGAAGCUAAUGACAAAAAAAACGAAUAAAUCCACCA
Beta vulgaris subsp. vulgaris (sugar beet) is the source of this 1416-nucleotide messenger RNA. RefSeq lists its product as hypothetical. The transcript has 3 exons. The record is from RefSeq and is a predicted model, not a curated record. The coding region runs from base 287 to 1213 and encodes 308 amino acids. Lineage: Eukaryota; Viridiplantae; Streptophyta; Magnoliopsida; Caryophyllales; Amaranthaceae.